Molecule: messenger RNA, 543 nt
Organism: Phaeodactylum tricornutum CCAP 1055/1
Lineage: Eukaryota; Bacillariophyta; Bacillariophyceae; Surirellales; Neidiaceae
Exons: 2
Coding region: 1-543 (180 amino acids)
Source: RefSeq, a predicted model, not a curated record
AUGUCGAACAACGAACUGGAUGAUGCGGAGAAUCGUCCGCCCGUUUACGCUAACGCGGCUUUCAACGGUCGCUUGCCCACCAUCACGGGUCGCACCGUGGAGGACGUAGGUCGUAGCUCGAGGCGCGUGAGCGCAGCGACUGUCAAUCUGGGCAUAUCCACCGAUACCUGCACUGCUGUCGAAGUUGGUCGGGAAGUCAUCUUUCAUCAUCGUUUGGUGCAGCAAGUUGCGGGUUCCGACGUUGCCCCAGCUUGGUUCCUUCCGGCGUUGCAGACGGCUUUGGCACCCAUCCAAAACAACUUGACGCAGCUCAAGGAUGGCAUGACGCAGCUCAAAGAAGACGUGACGCAGCUCAAAGAAGACGUGACACAGCUCAAAGAAGACGUGACGCAGCUCAAGGACCGCGUAGACCAAGUUGGCAAGGAAACUCUCGGUAUCAAGAACGACGCGAUUCGUCGGGACAACCAGCAACGCCGCACCUUUUGUCGCACCGUUGUGUGUCCUGUUGUCAUUGAAGCUGGAGGACUUGUUGGUAUUGUGUGA